AUGCGGAUGGCUGUUCGAGAGGCCGCCAGUAGUAUCUUGUAUGGGAGCAACGAUGAGGCCGAGGCGUUUAGCAAUGGUCUUAAGGAGAAAGGUGGUAUGGCCAGGUACUCCUCCUUCCUAACGGCCCUAGUGCAGACCGUUCGGGAGUUGACGCCAGUAGCUAAGGCCGCAGACCAGGUCGAGGUGGGGGUCUUCCAAGAUGUCACCUGUGAUGAGACACUGUGCAGUAUCAGCAGUCAGUGGUGGGAGGGGAUCGCUAGUCCCUUCAUAUUCAAAAAGGGAGAGUACGACGCUGAUAGGGUGAAGGACUUCAUCGUUAGUGGUGGGGACUCCUGCCCUCCUCCGGCCCCUCUGUGGUGCCAGAUAGAGGCUUCCACUGCCUCGAGGGUCCUCAUUGUCACUAUCGCCGGGGACUCAACCAAUCAUCAGCUUGCCUAUACCAUUGCUGGUCGAGCCAGGAGGCACUUGGGCAAACACCUGCAACAUGUCUCUGUCCUGCACUUAGGGCCUGAUCCGACCACGGAACACUUAGCCGAGGUCGAGGACCUGUGUGCUGCUACUGGAGGCUUCUUUGUGACGUGUGACACCAUCCACUCCGUGUCACCAAUCAUUAGCAGCCUCACGCAAGCCUUCCUCGGUAGGGCGGAAGGGUUAUCACGACUGUUGCAGCAGAGGAGAGAGAACCAUGCCAAGCUGAACAAGUUGAGGGUUGGGCAGACGGAACUGUCAAAUGGUGACUCGAGCGCCGAGGCUGUCACCAGUGCGGCAGCUCGACUGUUACUACCCAGUGCAUGCAUGCUAGAGGGCUUGCGAGAUGUCACGCAAUCCAUCCCUUGGCUGUGGGGGCGGGCCGUCCGGGAGUGGCGGGCAUGGGCCUUCGGUGUCCGAGAUGUGGCCUUCUCUGAGCCAGGCCCUCUUGGAUUGGACGUGGCCGCCCCUCCGCCCACAUGGAGGGUUGCUGCCACACACCCUCCUGCUAGUGUCUUGACGUUGUCGCCGCAGAUUUCCAUCGCAGCGAUAGGAUCAGUGGCGUUGUCUCGAACGACGAGUCGACGAACCUUGAGCAGAGUACUGUCUAUGCGGCCUAUAGGGCUCACGCUGGGUGACCCCUACGUCCGGGACCUUCCGUCGGCAGUAGUCGGCCAUCUGGCCUGCCUUAUAGUGGCGGAGGUCAUGGCGGCUCGAGUAACCAACCCUUUCAAACAUAACCCUCCUCCAGUUCCCUCGAGGGAUCCGUCCAAUCUCUCCAACAUUGAGGGUCACCACCUGGCUGGGGUGCCGACCAGGGUCCUCAUCCUAGUCGUGGAGUAUGCAUGCGACCUGCAAGUGAUCGGCAAACUAGGUUUAUGUUGUAAGGCGCUGUAUAGGGAGGUCCUCGUCAAUUCCAGGACGGAUCGGAAGUCUAUAGGCUUUAGAAUGAUACGCUACUGUCUGCGUAAUGGUGCCCUCAGGGGCCGUCCCUUCCGGGCCAGUUUUCUCGCUUGGUCGCUCUCCAACACUCCGACCAAGGAAUCCGACAGGGAAUCUUUCCUAGCUGAGAACUGGCUUGGUUUCCGUCCGACCGACGUUCUUGGUCGAGUUGCAUCAGAGGACAUUGGAGGCUCGGCAGCUAUCCCCUCCGAUUGGCUCUGUCUCCAUCGGCGACGAUGUUUACGACGUUUGAGCUGUCUGGUGGACCUGUGCAUGCCAGCCUACUUUGGGGCGUUGGACGGUCGCCUGGCCGGGAGGCUGAGGGCCGAUGGCGUCAGCAUUGAACUCGCAGUGGCUAAUCUUGCCUUGAAUGCCAAGCUGGGAGGGGUCGGUGUUGUCUCUGAUGUCGCCUCUUGGGAGGACCCUUUCUGGUCGGAGAGUAAGCCACUGUGUGAUCUACUGUACCCUUUGAGACUCGUCAUUGCGGCGGUGUUGGUCCACAAGCGAUGGAUACUGGACAAUGCUGCUGAGAAUGUAAUGCGCAGAUUGAUGGACGUUAAGACCUACGAAGAGGACUCAGUGAUCUCUGAAGCUCUGCGUAUUAAAUUGAACCAGAAGUGGUUUAACACGUGGAUGAGCGUACAAGGCUUAGACCCGAGUAGUGCCUUAUGA
Perkinsus marinus ATCC 50983 is the source of this 2082-nucleotide messenger RNA. RefSeq lists its product as hypothetical. The transcript has 4 exons. The coding region runs from base 1 to 2082 and encodes 693 amino acids. The record is from RefSeq and is a predicted model, not a curated record. Lineage: Eukaryota; Perkinsozoa; Perkinsida; Perkinsidae.